CCGGACACAGGCAACUAACUCCAAAGAAAGCUAGAGGGGAACAUGACCACCCUUUCUCCAGAAAACAGCCUCUCUGCAAGGCGGUCGGCCACCUUCAUCCUGGAGAAGAGAAACCCGCCCAUUGACAAGACAGAAUGGGACAGCUUCUUCGAUGAGAAUGGUCACUUGGCCAAAACUCGGGACUUCAUUUGUGUUAAUAUCCUGGAAAGGGGUCUACACCCCUUCGUGAGGACAGAAGCCUGGAAGUUCCUCACAGGCUACUACUCAUGGCAGAGUUCCCGGGAUGAGCGGCUCAUGGUGGACGCCAACAGGAGGAGAAACUACAAGGUCUUGUGUCAGAUGUAUGAGAAAAUCCGGCCCCUGCUGGAGAACUUGCACGGGAACUUCACAGAGACCCGGAACAACAUCGCAUAUGACAUCCAGAAACUCUACGACAAAGAUCCCCUGGGUAAUGUGCUUGUGGACAAGAAGAAACUAGAGAAGACCCUACUGCUGAGUUAUGUCUGCAACACAAAGGCUGAGUACCAGAGAGGCUUCCAUGAGAUGGUGAUGCUUUUCCAGUUGAUGGUGGAGCAUGACCACGAGACCUUCUGGCUCUUCCAGUUCUUCCUGCAGAAAACAGAGCACAGCUGUGUCAUCAACAUCGGCGUAGGCAAGAACCUGGAUAUGCUCAACAGUCUGAUUGCUUUACUGGACCCUGAAUUUGCUGAACACCUCAAAGGAAAGGGCUCAGGAGCUGUGCAGUCCCUCUUCCCCUGGUUCUGCCUCUGCUUCCAGCGUGCCUUCAAAUCCUUCGAUGACGUCUGGAGGCUUUGGGAGGUCCUGCUGACUGGGAAGCCCUGCAGGAAUUUCCAGGUGCUGGUGGCCUACAGCAUGCUACAGAUGGUGCGUGAGCAGGCGCUGCUGGAGAGCAUGAGUGGUGAUGCCAUCCUUCUGGCCUGCAACAACCUCAUCGACCUUGAUGCUGAUGAACUGAUCUCUGCUGCUUGCCUGGUUUAUGCUGAGCUCAUGCAAAAGGAGAUUCCUGGGCCAUUAAAGGAUUUCUUUCUCUGAGAAAACCGACACUCACAAUGGGUACAUGCCCUCAAUGGACUGGAUGAAGGCAAUUCUUCAGCCAUGGGGUCAAGAUCAAGUUCAUUGAGUACUGGGAUGAGGGCAUAAACAAUACAGCACCAUGGAAACAGCUUCUGGAGUAUUGGUUUGUGGUGGUCACAUGUCUUCUUUGACCUUGGAGUGCAUGAUGGUUGAGACAGUAUAGUAAGUGAGCAGACUGCUGUGAAGCUAUGGAGAAGGCACACUGGGACAGGACAGUGUGGGACAGUCACUCUUCCCAACUGAUAGGUCUUCAGAGGUCCACACCUGAAAGCAAAUGGGUAGGGGAGGACCAAUCCUGAAGUCCUCCCAGACAGUUGCCACAGACAAGAGUGAAUAUACAGAG
Cricetulus griseus (Chinese hamster) is the source of this 1438-nucleotide messenger RNA. NCBI's taxonomy places the organism in Eukaryota, Metazoa, Chordata, Mammalia, Rodentia, Cricetidae. The record is from RefSeq and is a predicted model, not a curated record.